AUGCCUCCUCUCGCUACAAAGAGAUCUGCCUCCAUGAGGCGGAUGUAUGCCAGACCUCCUUUGUCUCCAGAUGAGCGUUUGGAGCAGCUUCUUCAGUCUGACGCGAUGCGCGACUAUUGUCGUCGUGCGCGGCCGGCCCCCUCUCCAACCUGGUACGAGUCACUCGAGUCAUUUUACUACUUCGCUUUUCGCCCUGUCUACAGUUUCAAGCGUGCUGUGCUCCUGGUCUUGGCUCUCGUGGCGCUCGGCCUGCUCUGUCUGUGGCCAUUCCCCAGUGGCCCACUCGAAAACCCGCCGACCAUACAUGCACAGCAAAAUGGGGCCACUCUGGAUGGGCACCACAACCCCAGCGCAUCUUGCGCACAGAUUUGCACCUCAUUCGAUCUGCUGUCUUUGCCCGCACCCGCUCAUCCGCAGAUCCUCUGGCUCAGUUCCAGAGCCACGGAUUACGCUCCAGAUUGGCUGCGCGAUCUGCCGCUUGGCUGGCCGUUGAACAGUUUUGGGCGUACUAAUUCGGUAGUACCGCCUAUCUGGAGAACGAAUGCGCUGGCAGAUCAAGUGAAAGCCGAAGCAAGCCAGUUUGUCGGACUUGGAGUGAUCAAGCUUCUCAAUCGGUACACCGAAUCAUUCAACAGCUCCACGCCCAACGAUGAAGACCAGUCUGUCUUUCAGCUUCACCUGCACCAACUCAACCUGUACUCUUGGCUCUCGCAUUCCGGCGCCACUCCGAACGAACGCGAAGCCCUUCUUGCUGCAAUGGCCUGGGCGAGCGACACUGCAGAUCUCGACAGGAUGGUCCGCCUUCGUGAUGCUGUGUCUUCAGGCAUCUCCGAGUUGCGCACCACGAUCGGCGAUGGGGUCGCACAUAUCAACCAAAGCAUCGCACUUGGCCGCGGGCCCUGGUCUCCUUGCCACACUGACACGGACUGCGUGAACGAAUGGCGACCCGACCUCGACUACCUCCGCUUGCUCACUUCAUGGACGCACUUUGUCGAACUCAACGUGCUGACGUGUUGGCACAUCGCUGAUGCCAUGGCAUUUUUCACCCGCUAUCUGUCAGAUCAGCUUGGUUCCGAUGUCGACACCAGUGUCAUCAAGGAAGCCUACAAGAAGAAGCUCCACUACAUCGGCAACCGGGCGGGACUCUAUGCUGCUCGUCAGUGGGCACUCGAUCAACACCAGAUCAGCGGAAAGAUGGUCGAAGCAUGCGGGACCUGCUUUGCGAACACGUCUGCUUGGUCCUACUGGUGGCAGCCCUACGAUGGCACAGCGACCGCUCUGGAUGUUCUCGAACCUCACGAUCCAAUUUUGCGCAGCGCACGGCUUCACGGCAAGCCCGAGGCUGGUCGUGAACGGGGUGGCUUUCCCAUCAGAGCACCUUCUGACUUCCGCAAGUACAAACCUGCACUGAACGGAGAGCAUUGCUUGGGCAUCGAUCACAUUUGGGGUGACGAGCUUGAUCAACAAUUGGAGGGCAAGGUAGACAUGCGAGCGAACGAUCCGUACAGGAUUGAGACUCAAUCACUUCAAUUGGGCCUGGACUUGAUGUGGGGGAAGGUGUGGUGCAUUGCCAACCCCAAGCUGGUGAAGAACACGCAUCUGGGGCUGCUGGAGGCGUCUGAGGCAUAUGCUUUGCACUGGGUGAAGGACAGGGAGCGACGAUGGGAACGAAGGAACUUCGUGCACGAGGCGUGGAAUGAGGAGUGGUUUGAUUUGACAGCGGUUGCGGAUCUCAGAUGGUGUUUGAUUCGGCUGCUGACCAUCUCAUAUCAUGGCGGAGAUUCAUUGCUGACUGCACUUCACGUCGAGACGAGAAUUGACGAUGCUGUUCGCUUCUCACUGCUUCCAAACAAUACCUUUGCCUUCUUGCACUCCGCCAAUUCGAUUCAAUCCAACCCGCACGUCAUAGCGCUCGACAAGGUGGGAAUAACAUGCUUGAAUACGAGGUACAGCACGACAGCGGAAACAGAAGGCAGCCAGGCAGUGAAGCCCGUAGGCCAGAAGCUCAGGACUGAGACUUCGAGCAAGAAGCCAGAAGAAGCAAAGAAGGUUCUUGUGAGCGUGAGGAUGAUGCCCAAAGCGAGACUCUUUAUAAGCCAAUCCGACAAAUUCUAA
Molecule: messenger RNA, 2115 nt
Organism: Pseudocercospora fijiensis CIRAD86
Lineage: Eukaryota; Fungi; Ascomycota; Dothideomycetes; Mycosphaerellales; Mycosphaerellaceae
Exons: 10
Coding region: 1-2115 (704 amino acids)
Source: RefSeq, a predicted model, not a curated record